AUGCCUCCAAGUCUGAGAAGUGUGCAGCUGCAGUUCCACGUAUCUGGGCGCAUGUAUCGCCCGCGCCCAGCCGGCGCUGAUGGCGGCGUCAAGACACCUUUACAGCCUAAAUCCGUGAAUGCAAUCGAUCGCCUCGCCAAACCGUUCAAAUGCCCAGGCUCGGCGACGCCAGCCAGAGCCUCAGAGAAGCCGGCAAGGAAGCGACGAAAGGUGAACUAUGCCAAUACCGAUGGCAGCGCAGAAGAUGGAGCCGAGAAACCGUACACAAAUGAAGAUCGACUCGCGUUGGCGACGCGCGAAGUGAAUAGAUUCCCGGUGUUCAAGCCCAAGGACAAGGACGCAGCGUUCAGAACACGGUUCCGAAUCCCCUUGAUCAAUAAAGAGAUGGAAGGCUACAACCCAGAUCGGCCAGCGCCGACACUGGGCCUACGACAGGGUGCGACUUUUAUAGCCAAGCCGCUGCACGAUCCGAGUGGUGAAUUUGCCAUAGUUCUUUACGAUCCGACCGUGGACGAUAUCACCGAAGAGCCGAAGCCGAAGGAGCAAGAACAACCAAAGGAAAAGGAGGAGACUUUGGACGAGCCCCUCGUACAUAAGAGUCUAGCGGAUAUACUUGGCUUGAAGAAGAAGGUGGAAGGCCGGCCGAAGGUGCCUGUUGUGAUUGACCCGCGACUGGCCAAGGUCUUGCGCCCACAUCAGGUCGAGGGUGUCAAGUUUUUGUAUCGAUGUACAACUGGUUUGGUUGACAGGAACGCCAAUGGUUGUAUCAUGGCAGACGGUAUGGGACUGGGAAAAACACUUCAAUGCAUCUCUUUGAUGUGGACUUUACUCAAGCAAGAUCCGGAGGCCGGCAAAACAACCAUCCAGAAGUGUGUGAUUGCAUGCCCUUCUAGUCUGGUCGGAAACUGGGCCAAUGAGUUGGGGAAAUGGCUGGGGAAAGAUGCCACCACCCCAUUCGCGAUAGAUGGCAAGGCAUCCAAAGCAGAGCUCACCCUUCAAGUCAAACAGUGGGCGAUUGCUUCUGGUCGAGGAAUCGUUCGCCCUGUCCUCAUUGUCUCCUAUGAAACACUCCGUAUGUAUGUGGAGUGCUUGAAGGAUCACCCGAUCGGUCUUCUGCUCUGCGAUGAAGGUCAUCGGCUCAAAAAUAAAGAGAGCUUGACAUGGACUGCCCUGAACAGUUUGAAUGUCAGCCGUCGUGUCAUUCUUUCCGGAACGCCCAUCCAGAACGACUUGUCCGAAUAUUUUUCCCUUCUCCAUUUCGCCAACCCAAACCUGCUGGGCUCACAGAACGAGUUUCGCAAACGAUUCGAACUGCCUAUCCUUCGAGGCAGAGAUGCUGCAGGCACCGAGGAGGAUAAGAAGCUGGGUGACGAGCGCCUGGUAGAACUAUCCGCCAUUGUGAACAAGUUCAUCAUUCGACGAAGCAACGAUAUUCUAUCGAAAUACCUGCCUCUAAAAUACGAGCAUGUGGUUUUCUGCAAUAUGGCUCCGUUCCAGCUAAAUCUUUACAACCACUUCAUCCAGAGUCCGGAAAUCCGAAGCCUGCUUCGAGGAAAGGGAAGUCAGCCUUUGAAGGCCAUUGGAAUUUUGAAGAAGCUCUGCAACCAUCCAGAUCUCCUCGACUUGGCAAACGAUCUUCCCGGAUGCGAACAUACAUUCCCCGAUGACUUUACACCGCCCGAUGCCCGAGGCCGAGAUAGAGAAGUCAAAAGUUGGUAUUCCGGGAAGAUGAUGGUUCUUGAUCGCAUGCUUGCCCGGAUCAGACAAGAUACGAACGACAAAAUCGUUCUUAUUAGUAACUACACCCAAACCUUGGACCUUUUUGAGAGACUUUGCCGCACGCGUUCAUAUGGCUGCCUGCGACUGGAUGGAUCCAUGAACAUCAAGAAGCGAUCGAAGUUGGUUGACAAAUUCAAUGAUCCCGAUGGUCCUGAGUUCGUCUUUCUUCUCAGCAGUAAAGCCGGUGGUUGCGGUCUCAACCUGAUCGGCGCCAACCGACUCGUCCUUUUCGACCCGGAUUGGAACCCGGCUGCCGACCAGCAAGCUUUGGCCCGUGUGUGGCGUGACGGGCAAAAGAAAGAUUGCUUCGUCUACCGGUUCAUUGCCACUGGUUCCAUUGAAGAGAAAAUCUUCCAACGUCAAUCUCACAAACAAUCACUGUCUUCUUGCGUCGUGGACUCGGCAGAAGACGUAGAGCGCCAUUUCUCGCUCGAAUCAUUGCGAGAGCUAUUCCAGUUCAAACCCGAAACUCGCAGCGAUACACACGAUACAUUCAGAUGCAAAAGGUGCAGACCAGACGGUACUCAAUUCAUUAAAGCCCCGGCCAUGCUCUAUGGUGACACGAGCUCCUGGAACCAUUUCGUCAACGAUGGAGAAAAGGGUCCAUUGAACCAGAUUCAAGACCUGUUGAUACGACAGGAGGUCGGAGAAAGAGACGUCUCGGCCGUGUUCCAGUACAUUAGUCACUGA
Penicillium argentinense is the source of this 2469-nucleotide messenger RNA. Its product is annotated as DNA-dependent ATPase RAD54. NCBI's taxonomy places the organism in Eukaryota, Fungi, Ascomycota, Eurotiomycetes, Eurotiales, Aspergillaceae. The record is from RefSeq and is a predicted model, not a curated record. Gene Ontology annotation, biological process: reciprocal meiotic recombination; double-strand break repair via synthesis-dependent strand annealing. Gene Ontology annotation, cellular component: nucleus. Gene Ontology annotation, molecular function: DNA translocase activity; ATP-dependent chromatin remodeler activity; hydrolase activity, acting on acid anhydrides. The coding region runs from base 1 to 2469 and encodes 822 amino acids. The transcript has 4 exons.